UCCUGAUUAUCAGUUUUACUUUAGAGUUCACACCGUUAACACCGUUCGGCGGAACAAAAUUUGUUCAACUUUUUAUUUGGGCAAACAAAAAAAAAAAAAAAUCCAAAAAAAAAAUUGGUUUCUAACAUUUUCGAGUUCUUGAAUUUUCUCACCAGUUUCCCAAAUUUCUACCAGUUAGUCAUUUGAGAUUGAGUCGCUCCGCAAAACAUGUCGAACACGUUUUCCUACUGGAAUGGACAGCCCGUGAAUGCACCCGUUUAUCCGCAGAUGGGUGACCUCUCGCAGCACUCGGCCGCUGGAGCAGCAGCAGUAGUAGCAGCAGCAGCACCAGGAUUAGGAUUAGCUUCGGGAUCUGGUGCCGGCCUAGGAGGUUGGCCUGGCCAGGCAGCAGCUGCGCCACAGUCCAUGCUUCCCUUUGCCGGAGCAGCCGGAGGAGCCGGUGGCAUGCAAGUGGGAGCCGGUGGACCGCGCGGUAUGCCCAUGCCAGGUGCCCAGCAGAUGGGCAUGGGUGACCCUGGAUGCAUGGGCGGCAACAACACAAUGCUCUCCUUCUAUGGCCAGGGAGCCAACCAAUUUGAGCCAUGCAUCGACAAUGGCGAAGCCUUCUGUGCCUACAACGGCAUGGACAUGAGCAUGAACUACGGCGGAGGCAGUGCAUCCAAGGGCGGCUUCUGGUAGGACCCUUACCUACCCACCUUACCUACAUUGCUACUAUGAACAAUGGCUACAUGAGGAUAUCUACUACUAGCAUCACAACACAAAAAUGGCACUAAACGGCAAAACAGAAUCUAGGGCCACUCUUAAAUUUACACUGGCAUAUAUGUAUAUGCACGCAUCCAUUACACUUUAGUUUAAUUUGUGCAGUUGUACAGUUCAAUUAUAUAUUUUGAGUACCGCA
Molecule: messenger RNA, 898 nt
Organism: Drosophila yakuba
Lineage: Eukaryota; Metazoa; Arthropoda; Insecta; Diptera; Drosophilidae
Product: spidroin-1
Exons: 1
Coding region: 208-678 (156 amino acids)
Source: RefSeq, a predicted model, not a curated record